Messenger RNA from Salvelinus fontinalis (brook trout), 3064 nucleotides. RefSeq lists its product as uncharacterized. The record is from RefSeq and is a predicted model, not a curated record. The coding region runs from base 1378 to 2259 and encodes 293 amino acids. The transcript has 4 exons. Lineage: Eukaryota; Metazoa; Chordata; Actinopteri; Salmoniformes; Salmonidae.
CCAUUUUCAACGGGGGGUAGGAACGUCCCAAGGAUUCCGGAUAGCACGAUCAAUUUCCUUACCGUUAUUUACCAGGACUUUUUAGCUAACGUUACGUAUUAGAUAUUGUGAAAAUGUUUGGUAUUAAAAUAAUGGGUAUGUGGUGCGGGAUAAUGCUUUAGAAAUAUGACUCCAGGUAAAAUGGGUAAAGUGUAUGCUGCAAGAUGAAGCAUUUGAGUGCCUUCUCUCCUGCUCCGUUCCAGGUCGUAUAUUUUGAAUUGUACGGUGCUGUGCGCAGCGCGGCACAAUUUGUUUUUCAGCCAAACGGGCGACCCCCUUCGGAUGAAUAUUCUGUAGCUAAAACUCUAGAAUUAAUAUGUAGUUAUGGAUGCACGGACUGACAUCAGUAUGAUAGUUAUAUGACAUCAAAUAGUAUAUUUAGUUGACAUCAAUAUGGUAGUUAUAUGACAUCAAUAUCAUAGCUUGAAACAUUUUGAAGCUAUAGAUUGUUUACAAACAUUUUUGCAAAACCAUCUUAUAGUUUGGGUUAAAAGUGACAUAACUAAUAAUAUACAAAAUAUCAUGACUUACUUUGUUGAAAGAAAAACAUACAAAACGUUGAAACGAACCGGUAUUAUCAGCUUGUUAAAGAGACCAUCCUUCUGCUAGUUUUGUGUGGGUGAAUAUUCUUUGCUCUUGUGCACCGGCUGUCUGUUGUGGCUCAAAUAGCCGUGUAUUAAUUAUAGAUUAGGGAAGGCAUACCCGACUACUUCACCUACCUUUGUUAAUUACAACGCCUUGUAUGUCAAGGUGGCUUUCCAGUGAGCGAUAUUACUUUUUACCUUUUGAUACCCUAAAGAGGCAAAACAAGAGAUCAAUAUAAUCAUAGCAAUAUCAUGUAGGCUAAUAUCCUAGCUAUAACCCAGUAGAGUGUACUAACCAUGCAUCAUAGUCUUUUGCCUGAUACCACUCUUAAACACAGCUGUCACUCACUGUAUUUUUUGACUUGACACAGUAAUUAACCUGUUGUUCCAUCUCGUUCUCCAGGUGCUAGUUUGAUUUCACCUGACCAGCACCCAUAGACCCUGCCAUGACAACAAGCCAUACCUCUCUGGCUAAUAGGAAGUAGAUUCUACCAGCCAAUGAAGCAGGGCUGUGUUCAGUAUAUUAAACGUUUUACUACGUGCCUGAACGACACGCUUCUCCCCAACCGCUCUUUGCGGUAUCUUUGCUCCUGUUUGGUGGUUGUGGCGGAGUGUUGCCCGACCGUUGAGAACAGCACAGUUUUCUGUUCAAUCAAAAGUUGCACGCCGUUGUGUCCUGCUGAACACAGCCUUAACUCGAGUCCCCAGGAGGAAACCAACUUAGGCCAAGAACAGCCAACCACCCCAGAGAAGAAUGGCGAAGGAGUUUCUGCUGGAGAAUAAGCCGCUCCUGACAGAGAUUCUGUCAGCGGAACCCGACAUUAUUCUCCAGUACGCCCAUUCAAGGAAACUUGUGGAGCACCGUGAAUACAACAACCUCUCCCACCUGCAAUCCAGUCAGCCUCCAGAGACUACAGUCAUCAAGCUACUGGACAGGCUGAGAGAGAGAGGAGAGGAGUACUGCCAUGGUUUUGUGGCCCUUCUGCAUAAGCAAGAGAUCAUCGCAAACUUCCCCAGACUCAAAGAGCUGGACUGGACCACCGUCAAAGACCCUAGUGCCCCUGACCCACCCCCAGUCCCACCAAGCAUCAGAGCAGGCUCCAUAAUGGGGAAUUUGCAGGAAGUAAUCAAGGCCUGCGGUUACAUCCACAAUGUCUCAGCAGUGAAGAGAGGGAAGAAGACAGGAUAUUUCAAUGCCGUUUUACAGCAAGAAGAUGAGAGUAGGAAUCUGAUCGUUUUUCAGCCGCAGCUGCGAGACCGCUUUGCCACAGCAGAGAGUCGCAGAACUCCAGUGAAGUUGGUGAAAGUGGUGCUCCAGCCAUCCAUAAGCAGAAACAGCAAGAUGGAGAUAAUGUUUAAAUACACAUCCACAUUUUCCAUCCUCGAAGAUUUACCCUUCAAAUUCAACAGCGACCUUGACGGGAGGGUCAAGGAUGUGGCCCUAGCUGACCUUCAAGAGGACAAAGAAAACACAGAAAAUGCUGUAAAACAGAAGGUGAACGUUACAGUAGAGGUGAUUCAGAAAGUGAAAGAGGGCCAUUGUAAAACAAGAUUUAACAAAAGCAUGCCCAUGGUGGAAUACCUAGUCGGUGAUAUUGUAGAUGAUUCAACUACACUCACAAACCUGACCGCCUGAAAACACGGUUGAAGUGGGGAAAUGGUACCGGGUCACCAAUGUUUCUGUUGUUAAGUAUGGGGGUAAAACCGGGCUGAACACAACACCAGAAUCUACUCUGGUCAACGUGGCCAGUGGUAGGAAAUGCGAUCUGCCACACGACAUGGUACAGCCUGAAAGUUUGAGGGGAAAAUCAUUGGAUACUGGUUGUCCCAAGAGUACACUUGCCCAGAAGCACACCCACUGGAGAGGGUGGACACCACUGAAAAGAUGGUGACUUGUAAGCAUUGCCCUAUGUCGUACAUACUAUCCCUGAUGGGAAGGAUAACUAGAGGGAAGCUCUCCAUACAAUCUGAUGAUCUGGUCAGCCGGGUGUUCACUGUAGAGGACCGUGUCAUCAGAAAUAUUCUGCGAGGAAGGUUGGAGGGGAGAGAGUCUCUGAAGGACAUUGAGGACGCGCUGGUCGAACUGCCACCAGUGACAGUCACUGUUCUCAAUGGUCAUGUGUUAACCGUUACAACUCAGAGUCAUGAUGUCACCACACAGGAUGAGAAGAGGAAUAUUACCGCGCAACAGCGCGUUUAGUCUGGACUGAUGCUUUUCAUUUUUUAUCGAACCUUUAUUUAACUAGGCAAGUCAGUUAAGAACAAAUUCUUAUUUACAAUGACGGCCUACCAGAAGGCAAAAUAAAAACACAGGGGCGUGGUUCCUUUAGUCAGUUUGACAUCACCUGGGCAAUCACUGCUUCAAUGUGUCUUAAAUGAAAAACGGCAAGCUGAAAAUGUAAAUAGACUGAUAAUAAAAAAUAAAAAAACUUUUGUUUUUA